Molecule: messenger RNA, 3663 nt
Organism: Ruditapes philippinarum (Manila clam)
Lineage: Eukaryota; Metazoa; Mollusca; Bivalvia; Venerida; Veneridae
Exons: 27
Coding region: 22-3663 (1213 amino acids)
Biological process (GO): carbohydrate metabolic process
Molecular function (GO): hydrolase activity, hydrolyzing O-glycosyl compounds
Source: RefSeq, a predicted model, not a curated record
GAUCAUUACAUAUUGUUUUUGAUGCUUGUUACAUCUUUUCCUCUGAAUAAUGCCCUUUUCCAGCAGGCAUGGCUUGUUCAUGGAGGAUGGCAAGCAGGUGGCCGCCGUUUGGAAAAAGUUGACCAUAUUAGCUGUACAUUUUCUACAUCAGUUCCUUUUGACAAUUUUGAAAUUACAGUAGAAAGUUCCGAGCCACUUAAGGCAAUAAAGACAUGGUCAUUAGAGCAGGUCUCUGAGGGAAGUCAAGGUCGGGUUUUCACAUUUCAAAAUAUAGUGCGAAUGUAUCCACCUAGGAUAGUUCUAAAUUUUCACAUUACAACAUUUGGAAUGCUUGAACCGAGUGGAAAUUGCUCGUUUACGACAAGAGGUACUGAACAAUCUACUGUAAAAAACCAUCCGUGGUUGCUGAAUGAUGAAUCGACAAUGGGUUAUUCCACCAUGUCUACAAGCACCGGAUUUUCCUUUAUAGACCCAAUGCGUGUAAAUCCGUGUGUGGAGAAAUCCGUGAUGUUCCCGGAUACCGCUUAUGUGCAACCGAAAGUUCCAGAAUCACUACCACCUGGCGUUACCACGACAGGAAUGCCAUUAUUUAGACCGUUUCCUCUACGACCGGGUAACAGGCUCCCGCUUCCUGCACCACGUUUGAAAAGAGAAAUCUGGAAUCCAAGCUUGGCAAGUCUUCCUCCACCACCCCCUCCGGCACCGUUCCAGUCUGUUACAAUAAACUACCCGGAUGCUAUAGAGAGAUCGAUGAUGUUCUAUGAGGCGCAGAGAUCGGGUGACUUCCACUUGUCUUCGCUAUCCCAGAUAAAUGGAUGGGCCGGACCAUCUGGCGAGUUUCAUACUACUCGAGAUGGAAAAGAUUUAUCUGGUGGCUGGUAUAACGGGAAUGGCAAUGUGAAACUUACAUUUCCUAUGGCGGCAGCAACGACAGUUUUGGCCUGGGGUUACAAUGUUUGGAAGGAUACUUAUGAACAUAGUAGCUUAAAGUUAAACAACAAGUUUAAGAAAAUGAUUCGAUGGCCUUUGGAUUAUUUCCUCAAAAGCUGGGACCUUGAAACCGAAACUCUUUAUGUGCAGAUUGGCAAUUUAACCAAAGAACGAACGAUGUGGGAAAGAGCAGACAAUGACGCGUAUAAAUUACUCUGGGAUCGCAAUGAAUGGCCAGUGUAUAGCGUUUCGCCAUCGAAACCCGGAAGUGACGUCGCAGCGGAAGUAGCGUCCGCAAUGGCGUUGUCGUCACUUAUUGAGUUCGAUUCUGCAGAUGAUGUUAUACCAACGACAACAGAGGGACAUCCAAAUGGAUUUUGGUUAGGAAGAAACAAACUUCCAGAACGCUCGCCUAGACAAAAAAGAGCAACAGACGAUGACGAAUACAACAGCAAAUUACUGAAUACAGCUGAGCAGAUAUACCGUUUGGCUAAAACAUACCCUGGAAAAUACAGUGACGUCGUUCCAGUUGCUAGUAAAGACUAUCCGGACUAUACGUCUUCUGGGUAUGAAGAUGAACUGUGCUUUGCUGCCAGUGUCCUUCAUGAUGUAACAGGUAAAAGUGUAUACCUGUCGGACGCCAUAGUAUAUUUUGACAAGUUUGCAAGUGCGGGAACUCCAAAAUACUUUUCCUGGGACGACAAACGAACAGCUUGUGCGGUAAUUUUGUACAAGAUAACACGAAAACAGAAAUACGCUUCAUACUUACAAGAUUUCCGCAAAUUUUGGCUGGACACAUCUGGCCAAACAACAUUUAAUGGUUUUGCCUGGAGAAGUGAAAAUGGCACGUUAAGUGUAACAGCCAAUGCAAUUUUCAUACUGCUACAGAGUAUUGAAGCUGGUGUGUUUGAGAAUGAGGUUGCCACGGAGAUUUAUAUUUGGAGUAGCAAGCAGAUUAACUAUAUGCUAGGUGCAAAUGGAAUGCACUACAGUUACCUGAUUGGUUACGGAAAUGAAUAUGUUAAAAAUCCAUACCAUAAAAAUAGCGCAUGCUCAAAGUCUAAGGAAUGUGGAUGGAGUUUUUAUGAAUCGUUGUCGGAUAACCAAAACACAUUAAUCGGUGCUCUUGUUGGUGGCCCUGAUGUAAAUGAUUAUCAUACAGAUACAAGACAAAACAAGCUAGGAAACAGUGUCGCUCUAGAUUAUAAUGCCGGGUUUCAGUCAGCUCUUGCAGGACUUGAGAAGAAAAACUUGCAGUUGGAGAAGAGAUGUAGAAACCAUAAUGGAGGAAUUGAAUUUUCUACACCUCACGUAAUCCAGCCUCUAACAGACCCAACAUCAGCGACUAAGUACUCAACAACAGAACCAACACCUGUUCCUAAUAAACCAACAUCAUUUAACUAUACUGAUGCCCUCAGAAAAUCUAUUCUAUUCUAUGCGGCGCAAAGAUCUGGAACGCAACCAGAAUUUAAUCCGAUACCAUGGCGACGGUGGUACACAGAGGAGACAGAAACGUCUGGUGGAUGGUACGAUGACGGGUCAGCAGUAAAGACGACUAAGGUGAUGGCCUCGGCUGUUAUAAUGAUUGGUUGGGGAGCUGUGAAGUUCAAGGCUGGAUACGAGACAGCGGGUUUAUUACACGAUCUGUACGAUAGUUUGAGAUGGCCAUUAGAUUAUUUUAUCAAAAUAUGGCUACCUGAUAUACAGGGCUUAAUACAAAAGGUCGGUUUAGAGGCGUUUGAGCGAGGAAUGUGGUCGCGCCCUGAAAGUAGAUAUGGAAUGAACAAUUAUUUAGUAAACUAUGCGCUUUCAAGAGGCCAAAAAGAAGGAGCUGACGUGGCCGGGGAUGUGGCAACAGCACUUGUUAUUGGAGCAGAAAUAUUCAAAGAAAAUGAUACAUCCUACUCUGACAGACUGAUGGUGACAGCUAAAGAUGUUUACACGUUUGCAAAGCAAUUAGAGAGAACAUACCAAGACUACUCUAGUGUUCACUAUUCUGAUCCUGGUGAAAGUUAUGCCGACGAAAUGUGUGUGGCGGCUUGGUGGAUGUACAGGGUCACAAAGAACAGCAGUUACUAUGACGACGGUAUGAAGUAUAGCAGUAUGAUAACAGUUGAUUCACUACUAGAAUGGAAGACUAAGAACCAUCUUUGUCAUAUAUUAAGAGCAGUUUAUGAAGAAAAUGGAAAUACAGACAAUCUAAGAGAAGGUUUAGAUUACUGGAGAAAGGAUAUACAGAAAACGCCACAGGGCUUGGCAUGGUAUAAAAAAGACCCUCUUAAGUUUGCAGCAAAUGGCGCCUUUCUUCACGUGCUUACACAAGAAGAAGUAGGUCUAGAUGUACAGCCGACAGAUUUUCACAAAACACAAAUAGAUUACAUGUUGGGCAAUAAUGUACAGGCAUUUAGUUACCAGGUUGGAUAUGGACCACGUUAUCCUAGACGGCCUCACCAUAGAGCCAGCUCUUGUCCAGAUUUUAUGGAGUAUUGUGAUUGGUCUAUUUAUAACGUCCCAGGUAGAAAUCCAUUUGAACUAACAGGAGCACUUGUGAGUGGUCCAGACAUUAAUGACGUGUAUGAAGACAUCAGAUCGAACUAUUCUACAAACAGGGUAUCAGUUGAACAUAACGCAGGAUUUCAGUCGGUUCUCGCAUAUAUGGUUAUGAAGGAGUCAUCAACUAAAACAACAUCCAACAGACUGCCGUCAACAACAACUGUUGGAGGUUUAACUUAA